Messenger RNA from Aedes aegypti (yellow fever mosquito), 2570 nucleotides. It is a transcript of the gene Cog4, whose product is annotated as conserved oligomeric Golgi complex subunit 4. The record is from RefSeq and is a predicted model, not a curated record. Bases 167 to 2458 code for a protein of 763 amino acids. The transcript has 4 exons. Lineage: Eukaryota; Metazoa; Arthropoda; Insecta; Diptera; Culicidae.
AAAUUAAUGAACUCGUGCAUCGGUCCAUUUUAGCUUGACAUCAGUUUGGUUGCCAACAUGUCAAUUUUCUUGAUGUAAACAAAAUUUUCGGUCAAAAAUCCCGGUUUCCUACGCAAUAUUUGUGAAAUUUUUGUGAUUUAACGAUACGAAUGCAAGUGCUUCAAACAUGAUUGGACUAGACUUAUUGUUAGACGAUUGCGACACAAGCACUCAAGAAGGAAUUGAUGAAGCUUGUAGGAGGAUUUCUGUAAAAGAGAAAAACAUCGAUUCUCGCUUAGAGGAAAUUCUUUCACAACAAUGCCAACUGGAAGCGAAAAUGCGAAAUAUCGGAAUGGCUCUGAGCAAUCUCUCGCUUGUGGCGGAUAAGAGUCGCAAUUUAUCGGAAAUGAUUGACCACACCUCUCAGCUGGCAGAGAACGUAAGCGCCAAAGUUCGCCGGCUGGAUGAGGCCCGGGGUCGCGUUUCCGAGUGCCAACAGCGAGUGCACGACUUGAUUGAUUUGCAGUUGUGCAGCCAGGGAGUCAUAACCGCCAUCAAGGAGGAAGAUUUCGAAAAAGGAGCGGUGCACGUGAACCGGUUCCUGUCUAUGGACAAAAACCUGCUCCAGAAAACAGCAGACGACGUUUCCGGUUCGAUAACAUCGGUCAGCAAAGCGGUUUCGACUUUAGAGCAAGCUGCCACCCAGAUACGGCAAGUGGUCACGCAAAAGUUCGACGAGGCCGUUAAAAAGGAUGACCUUGCUUCGGUGGAAAGAUUUUUCAAAAUUUUCCCGCUCCUUGGCAUGCACGACGAAGGAUUGGCAAAAUUCAUGACGUAUAUCUGCACAAAGUUGCAAGCCAAGGCUCAGAAGGAGCUCCGUUCCUCGAUGGAUAUUGCCAAGGCUGAAAAACGGACCACUGUUGCCUUUUCGGAUACGUUGACUGUUCUGCUUGAGAACAUUGCUCGGGUGGUGGAAGUCAAUCAAGCAAUAAUCGAGAACUGUUACGGCGCAGGAAGACUAGUGCAAGUUGUAGCAAUACUGCAAAGGGAAUGCGAUGACGAGGUGGUGAAGCUGGUGCUUGAAUUUAACAAAAAUCGUCAAAUUGGACGCAGAGUCGCACAAAUCAACGACUACAUCAAGAGCAGUGGUAAUCCAGCGGCUAUGGGUCACUAUCGGAAGGCUUCCGGUGGAGGAUCGGUUGACAAGCUGAAUGCUAAGGAUAUCGAUGCAUUGAUCGGAGAAAUUACCAUCAUACAUUCCAGAGCAGAACUAUACAUCAAGUUCAUCAAGCGAAGAUGUUUGAAUGACCUUGAAAAAAGUACUCUUGAAACCGAGGCAAAGGACGCAAAACUCAAGCAGCUUGACGACCUGAUCAAAAAAUCCCGCCUGAGCACCCAGAUGCAGGAAGUUCUCGGCACAUAUCUGCUCUUCGAGCGUUACUUCAUGGAAGAGAGUGUCCUCAAAGCCAUCGCCUUGGACAAUCUCGAAGCCGGACAACAGUGCUCGAGCAUGUUGGAUGACGUAUUUUUUAUCAUUCGUAAAUGUAUCCGCCGCUCGAACGGCACCCAAUCGUUGGAUGGUAUUUGUGCCGUUAUAAACAAUGCUGCAAGCUGCCUGGAGCAAGACUUCAUGAACGCGUUAAAGAAUCCACUUAAAGCUGGCUAUCCAACGGGUUACAUGGACCUUGCACAAUCGGCUCUCCAAAGCUCCAUACAACAGGGGAGGUUGCAAACCAGCGAUGUAGAUCAAGCCAGAAGCAAAUUUAUUACGGCCCUCAAUAACGCCGACAUGUCUACGGAGUUUAUAGAAACCCUACGAUCUAUGAUGUCCGAUGAAAUAAAAAUGAAUUUCCCGGCCAUGACGGUUCGAGAGAAGGAAAAAUUGGACAGCUGUUUGUCCGGUUUGAAAUCCGUCGGAGAUUCGUUGAAAGCUUUGGUAGAUUUUGGAUUACAACAGUUGCGUACGUCCGCCAUCAAACCUAGGCUUCACCCGUGGGUGGAUCAAUUUAUUUCCCACAACCACAAUCUGUCCGAAGAAGAACUUGCUACAUACGAAGCCGGCGAAACAUUCAUUCAGUAUUUGAUUGUUCAAAUAGACGGAUUGUUCACCUUAUUUAAAUCCGCACUAACCCCAAGAAACUACGAUGCUUUGGUUAGCAUAGUGACCACUGAAAUAACGGCACGGUUGGAACGUGCCAUCAAAAAGUCCACAUUCAAUCGACUUGGUGGACUAGUGCUAGAUCAGGAAGCCCGUGCACUAGCGUCGUUUCUAACAGGGGCCACGUCGUGGUCCGUGAGGGACAAGCUUGCCAAGCUACUGCAGAUGGCAACGAUUCUCAAUCUGGAAAGUGUUUCCGAACUGCCGGAGUACUGGGAUUCGUCGUCUGCCACGUGGCGAUUGACACCCAAUGAGGUGCGAACAAUUUUGGCAUUAAGGAUCGACUUCAAAAUGGAGGACAUUAAAAGGUUAAAACUGUAAAAAAUUUGAGAGGUAAGUGCUUGAUUAUCGCAGUUAUGUUGCCGCCUGGAAAUUUUUAUUCGUGUAUUCUAUUCUAUAUAAAAUAUGCUACGUUAUAUUAUCAACAAUUCAA